Molecule: messenger RNA, 11449 nt
Organism: Sitodiplosis mosellana (orange wheat blossom midge)
Lineage: Eukaryota; Metazoa; Arthropoda; Insecta; Diptera; Cecidomyiidae
Exons: 15
Coding region: 1677-8264 (2195 amino acids)
Cellular component (GO): Cul2-RING ubiquitin ligase complex
Molecular function (GO): zinc ion binding
Source: RefSeq, a predicted model, not a curated record
UAUUCAAAGAAAACACUUUCAGCCGAAUUCAACAUUCAGUUGACGGUUGACCGUCAUACGGAGCACUUCUCGAUGCACACAGCAUUAACGGCAAAACGAACGAAGAUAUUCAAACAAAAAUUAAAUUAUAAUUUAUAUCAUUCAUUCAUUUUUUGUAAUCAAAUUGGUUAUUUCAUAUGAUUUCUGUGUGUUUGUAUAAAACGUGAUGAUUCUUUCAUUUUAUUAUUAUUCCGUUCGAAUCAAAUAAAAGACACACAGAGAGAGAAUCAUAAAAUAAAAUAAACGAAAAGAACGAACAUUUAUUAGACGAAAAAAAAAAUUAUAUAGUGUUUGUGAGUGUUUAUUUCUCGUCUUACAUUUUCGGAGAAAGAAUAAAAUAUCAUCGAACUGAGACACACACACACACACACACACACCAGAAAACAGUCGAAAUAAAGAGAAGCAGAAGAAAAAAAAAAUCUGAAAUGAUUGAUUUGUGUUUCAUAAAAUUUUAUGAGACGAAGCACGGAAUCAACAAGGAAAAAACAGUACCAAAAACGUAAAUAAUAACGCGAGUUUAAAUAUAAAUAGACUUUUAAAGACUUUACAUACAUAGACAUAUUAUUACGGAGAGCAGUGACUGUGUUCGCCGUAUUGAGCGAAAAAUAAAGAAAAAAACAACAAUAACAACGAGACAAUAUAAACAAUUGGCGAUUUUACUUUUUUUGUCUACACCAUCAACGAGUGAAUAUCGUGUAUAUAUUAAACCGAAAACCGAAAGAAGGAAAAACAGACACAAACACACACAUUUUGUUGUCUUCUUCAUCAUCAUCAUCAUCCUCAAUCGGUUCUGGUGUUUCUUCGCUCUUCGUUGUGAUAUUUUGUGUGUUCGCACAUUCAUUCACAUAAUAUGCGAAAAAUACACGAAGACCUGUGACAGAAAAGACACAUAGGCCACAUAUGAAUAUAAACUUACCGUUUAUAAACAAGAGCCAAAAGACAUAAAGCGACGAGUGAAAGAGUGUGAAUUUCAUCGAGUGAAUAUUAUACAUACACAAACACACGAGUUGUAACUAAAUAUUAGGCCGGAGAAAAGAAGAAGAAACGAAAAAAAGAAGCGAAACAGAACGAAAACAAAACAAUGUGUACGUUUUUCAAAUAAUAAUACUUAAAGCAACAACAAAACGAAUGCUCAUUAUUUUUCCUCUCGUUGAUUGAUAUAAAUUUGGUAGUGCGUUCGUGUUACUUUGUUAAUUUAACCGUCAUUGAGCGAAUGAGUUAUAGUGCGUUGAUGUGAAUUUUUGAGUCACACACAAUGAGCAAAACAUGAGGUGGACUCUAGUUUUGACACCACCCCAUUAUCAUUGAUGAACGUUCUGUGUUCUUUGUUUUGGUAUAUGUCAACCCAGCCCAGCACAGGAGAAAACGAAAUCAUGGCAACGUAGAAUAGUUUGAAUUGAUUUAGCGACUUUUUCUCGCUUCAACAACAACAACAAAAAGAGAAAAGCAAAGAAAAGAAAGUGUGGUUUCGUCGUACGAAAAAUACGAGAGAAAAAAAAACUAACAAGCAAACAAACACAACCCAGAAGAAACAGCCAGAAAGAAAAAAAAAACACUGUUCCUUCACCACGAUCGACAAACACCAAUAUUGAAAACAUAAGAAAACGGAAUAAGUAAAACCAACCCCCGAAGAAAACAUGUCCUGCUGUCAUGGUCUAUUCCAACCAAAUAGCAAUCAUCCAACAAUAUCGGGUCAAAUGUGUCCGUUCAUCACACAUCGCCAUUCACAUAAUCCAAAUCGAACGGAUGUCGUUCGUCAGCCCGACACAUUGCUGGAUAUAACGGCACGUAUUGUUGCCGAAUCGGAACCAUUUCAGCGCAUCGAAGAACGUUAUGAACGUAUACCUGAACCUGUUCAACGGCGCAUUAUAUAUUGGUCUUUUCCGCGAAAUGAACGUGAUAUCUGUAUGUAUAGUUCGCUGUCAAGAGUCUCGUCAACGAAUGCCGGUGAAACGCAGAAUUUGAGUUUUUGCAAGGGACUCAAACUACUGGAAUCAAAUUGUGUGGAAAAUGUUCUGCAAGUUGGAUUCCAUCUUAGUGGCAUUGUUUAUGAAACAAAAGCAGCUAUACACAAUCGAAUUGCUCCCGAUGCGAUAGGUUUGGCAGCCGGCGGAAAUGUGGGGCAACCAGCACAAAUUCAACCACAACAACCAGUCCAACCUCAACCGCCUCAUCAACCACCGACAUUACGAUUGCCAUCCGUUGAUCGAGACACAAAUAAUGCCGGUACCAAUUAUCCAGCCGAAGAAAACAAAUGCUACAAAGUGUCUGUCAGUUUUGAUCGAUGCAAAAUUACAUCGGUCACAUGCAGUUGCGACACACGUGAUAUUUUUUGGUGCCACCAUGUCGUCGCAUUAUCACUUUAUCGAAUACGCAAUGCCGAAACAGUUAAACUACGAGUUCCUAUAUCUGAAACCCUCCUCCAAAUGAAUAGACAACAAUUGCAAAAAUUCGUACAAUAUCUUAUAUCAGCGCAUCAUACCGAAGUAUUGCCGACUGCACAGAAUUUAGCCGAUGAGAUUUUACAACAGAAAUCUGAAAUAAAUGCGAUUUGUGGUGCACCCGAUCCAACGGCCGGUGCAGCCACCAAUGAUGAGCACUCAUGGCAUUUGGAUGAGACACAAGUAUGCGAAGCGGUUCGAAGUUACUUAGGUCAAGGCAAUAACUAUUACAACGGAAAUAAGCAAUUGAAUUCAUUGUUUGCCAAAGUACGGGAAAUGUUGCGUGCCCAAGACUCAAACGGUGCACGAAUGCUAACACUUAUCACGGAGCAAUUUUUAAAUGAUCCAAGGCUGGUGCUGUGGAAAAGCAACGGAACACCGAUGAAUGAAAAAUGUCGACAGCUAUGGGAUCAAUUGGGUAUGCUGUGGGUGUGCAUUGUACUGAAUCCGCGCGCCACAAAUGCCGAACGUAUGCAUUGGAAAGCAUUGCUGGAUAAAUGGUCGAAAAAUGAAGUGUGUCCACAGGAAGAUCCAGACUUUCGACCACCCGGUCGACCGGAAAAUUAUCGUGAGCGGUCACAUCGGAUACGUGAACGUGAUCGAAAUCGAUUUUUCCGCGAGAAUAACAUCCGAAAUAUGAUGUACCAACGAAAUCAACAGCAACAACAGCAACCUAAUCGUGACAAUUACAAUAACAACAACGAUGACAACUAUGACAGUUCCGAAUCGGAUUCGGAUUCCGAUGCCGACAUGGAUGAUAAUCAAGUGGACGGUGAAAAUGAAGAUAUGCAAGUGAACAAUAACGCACCGAAUAACAAUGAAGAGGAUGAACAGCGGCCACAUAACGUUAUGCUCGAACGUAUCGAUUAUCAAAUGGAUAAUCGUGAAAAUGCAGCAAAUAUUGCGGACGAUCCUCGACCCGAUGCAUUCGAUGAAAAUAGCCGCGGUAAUUAUGAGUUGCCAAUUUUAGGUGAAAGUUCGGGAUGCAAUUUAAAUUUGGAAAUUGCACCGCCAACUGUCAACGACGAAAGCUCACGCGAAUCAAUGGAUAUGGAUUAUGAGAAUGAUAAACCAACACUUGGCAAUAUUAUUGUCGAACGGAAUCCACGCAUGGAACAGGCCAAGGAACGAAAUGAUUCGGAUGAAGAGGUUAAUUUCUAUGAGAAUGAUGAGUUUUGUAGUUACCUACGAAAUGGCGAAGGCGACGAACUGAAAGGAUGCAAAUGUCGAAAAUGCGCCAUCAAAAAUGGCCCACAUGUUGAGUGUAACAAUUGCAAUAGCACCGAUUGUUGCGAAGAUCUUGGCGUUUGUUUUAAGAGCCUCGACGAAUCACGUGAGUCGCACAACAAGGGCGGACCGUCGUCGUGCGGGAAAAUGUGUGCCGAAAAUGAUGACGAAGAGUUUAACAAUCGCAAGAAUUUGGGCGGUUUUGGAAUUAACAAGAAUAUCGAUGAUAAAAUUGCCGAUUACAGCGAUGACAAUGACAUGGAGUGCGAAGAACAACCGGUAAAACAGCCAACACCAUUGAAGUGUACGUGCUUCGAGGCGAAAUUGGAUCAUGUGAAUGGUCAUUCGUCAAAGAUGUGUUUAGAAUUGCCGAAAGGUCCGUGCGAAAAGUGUACAGCUAAGAAUGAACCAUCAACAUCAUCCUCUUUAUCCUCCUCAUCAUCCUCAUCGGCUGCAUCAUCAUCAUCAUCGGAGAUGGUCAAAAAACCCGAGCCAGAACAGGAGAAAGUGUUGGAGAACGCCGAACCAGAGAACAAGGCGCUCAAUGCAAAUGCCGAUGCAGAGAAUGCGGAGGCGCACCAGGAACAGGAGCAAGAGCAAGAGCAAGAGCAAGAACAAGAACAAGAACAAGAACAAGAACAGGAGCAAGAAGCAUUGAACAAUCGUGCUGCUGUCCGACACCGUGAUAAUAACGCUGAUCUCGAUAAUGUUCGGCCCAAUAAGCGAGCAAAAUUGAACAAUGGCUCGGCAUCGAGCCGAAACAAAGCGCCACGCACAAUCUUCCACAAGGCAUUGGACGCCGUCAAUAUGACAUGGGAUAAUCAACAUUUGAAAAAUAUUUUAGCUAGCAACACAUAUACGAUCAGCAGUUCGAACGCAGUUCAAACGGCCGGUUCCAGUAAACCAUCGUUAACCGUUCUGACGACGCUAAAGGCAAAUUUCAAUGUAGCCGGUCAACCAUUGUGGCAUGAGCCGUUGGCAAUGUGUGCCGCACGAGUUGAUUCACUUCGAUCGCAUGGCCACACGGAAGCCGCUCUUCGGUUGUCGGUCAGCGUGGUGCGUACCAUGAAACAAGUGCAAAAAGAUGCACAAAUGAUAUGGAAACGUUAUCAGACCUUUGCAAAUAUUCCAUGCAACGAUGAUAUCCCGAAGAAAGGCAAUAAUUGUUAUUGUAAUUGCCAGAAAUCAUCGUCACCAUCGUCAAAAAAUCCCACAAACACAAUGGAACCAUCGACCAGCCGCAAUUCAAAUGGCAACCAGCCAAAUAAUAGUAAUAAUAGUAGUAGCAGCAGCAAUAGCCGCAAACGCUCUUAUGAUAGCACACGCAAUAGUAAUAUGGGUGGAUAUGCGUCGUCAUCAUCAUCAUCAAUGUCAAAUCGCGGAUAUAAAAUGUAUCGCUUUGAUUAUCACUCGUCUUAUCGAUAUGGUAUGAACAAUGAUGGUUGCAAACGAUGCUUAGAGGCACGCGAACGUGUCGGUUACCAAAACUCAUUUAACAAUAGCUACAAUGCAAAUCGUUUCAAUAUGAAUGGCAAUGGUAUGCAUCCGCCAUACUUCCGCAACAAUUUCGCACCGAUGCACGGCGGAAAUAUGUUCGAUCAACGAUUCAAUUCCAAUCAUUUCGGUUCGAAUAGCUAUCGAUAUGGUGGCAAUGGCUAUCCAACGCAUAUGCCAAAUGGAAAUCAUGGCGGCGGUGGCCAGUGCCAUUCAGACAAUUGUAUUGUAAUGCACCGUCCUCAGCAUCAGCAAAAUCAUCAUAUGCCAGCAAAUGAUGUACCGUAUGGACAUGGUAACAUGUACAAUCACUCACGACCACAUUGCAGUCGUGAUUCCAUGGAGCACGGCGGUGGCAGUGGUAGUGCUGCUGGUAUGAACAAUCAUUUGCAUGGAAAUUUUCAAAAUAAUUCCGGCAAUUCGGCAAAUCGAUGCUCACACGAUCUCAAACUACGCGAAAUGAUUAACGCACCAAUGCAACCGAGACAGCCCAUGCGACACGAAUCAAGCAGCAGUCAAAGCGGUAGUUGCCGUAGUUGCGAUAACAAAAAAGCUGACGAACCAUCGACAAGUGGCAUGGCUGCUGGCAGUAGCUCUGCCUCAACGUCAAAUGCAAGCGGAUCGAAUUCCGUGCCCGGUAACCAUAAUGAAAAUCAUGCGAGAAAUAUUCCAAUCAACAAUGGAGAGUUGCCACAACAACAUGCCUGUUCACAACACUCGAAAAACCAAUGCUGUGUCAAAAACUACUGCUGCAAUGUUUCAAAUGACAACAAACCAAAAUGUUGCCGCAACGAAAUGCAUCACAUGAGCCAUCAUCCGUGCCAUUGUUCAAAUUCAGCGAAUCAUUCGAACGUUGGUCCAUCAUCAUCGUUCUCGCAUGCGAGUCAUAUGAAUCGUUCAUCCAAUAACAUUUAUUUCGGUCGUAAUAUUAGCUUCGAAAAUAUUCAUCCAAUGAAUCGUUGCCUACAGAAGCAACGCGAAGAGUAUUCAUGCAACUGCUUCCGUUCGUCGGUACAACCCUCAUUAUCGCAGCAAUCACAUAGUGUUGCUGGUGGUAGUUCAUCAAGUCAUAAUCCACAGCCCGGCCCAUCAACAUCGAAUGGUAUCAAUGUUGGCGCAUCCACAUCCAAAGCAUCAUCCAGUUCAAGUGCUCCCAUGCAAUUACCCAGCGAAUUUACUAGUAACAAAAAACCGAAUUGCACAUCGAACUGUAUUGAUUGCACCGUUGGCUGUGACAUUGAGUUCCCACUUGAUGCAGUCGCUUGCAUAUUUGAUUGCUUAACCGAAGCCUGUAUCAUUCCGGAUGCAAUGAACGGACCCGACAUGGGCCGUUUAUCAUUCGAUAGCGUUACAUCGGCGGCUGAAGAUGGUAGUCUAAUUCCGCCACGAUAUCAACAUGUGCCCGUUCCACAUAGCAACGAUCUAAAUGAAACCUAUUUAACGCUUGGCUUUGAAUCGGCCGCUUUGGCGCUCGCCAAACAACGUAACAUGCCACAUGGGCUCUACUCACAGCACGUGAUCUGCAAGCAACAGGAUCAAUUAAUUCAACGCUUAAGACACGUCGAAUUAGAUAGAUUGUUGAUUGAAAUUUUGAAGCAAUUAACCAGCCAAUUGUUGGAUGGCGGUCCAACCAGUGGUCUGGGCGUUUCCAUUCAUCCUGAAUCAAUUCCAAUGCAUACAUUGGCACGUUUCUUAUUCGCAUCACUGUUGACACACUACGAUGAUUUGGCAUUCUUCGUGGGAUUGCGCGCAAUGCGUCUGCCAAUCCUCGAAGAGUGUCCAAAUGAUAUGCAAAUGGAGAAUAGCAUGGAAUUGGCCGGUCCACACAAUAAUCAACAUGAUGGAUUCGUUUUGUCUAGAUACCCCAGCCGCUGGUGGAUUAUGGGCCAUUUGGAGACUCAACAGUGUUCACUCAGCAGCACAAUGCUUAGUGCUGCCAAAGGCGAUCCAGCUCGUUUAUCUCAAGUGUUGGAAAGUGCUCGUCGUAAUAUUCACAGUUCAUCACACCUAUUCAAGCUCGCUCAGGAUGCAUUCCGCUUUGCAACACCGGAAAGUGAUCAUCGCAAUCGCACACUGUUGGGCGUUGCAUUCGAAUUGGGAUUGCAAGUGAUGCGAAUGACAUUGACAUGCUUGAAUUGGCGUCGUCGCGAGAUGGUUCGUUGGCUUGUGACCUGUGCAACGCAAUUGGGUCUGGAUGCAUUGAUGGCCAUCAUGCAAAAUUGGUUCCAAUUAUUCACACCAACCGAAGCCACCGGUCCAGUUGCAACCACAAUUAUGUCACAUUCAGCUCGGCUCAAUUUGAGUGUCAUGCAUCAAGAUGAAUUGGCUGCAUGUGCCCGCAAUUUGGCGUUGCAGUGUGCAUCAAAGGAUCCACCAAACUGUGCAUUGAAUGCGUUGACAUUGUGUGAAAAUGAUAGACUCGCUUUUGAACGGGCCUAUCAGAUUGUUAUCGAUGCUGCUUCGCACAUAAUGACCUCGAAUCAGCUGUUUACAAUCGCACGCUACAUGGAGCAUCGCGGCUAUGCUGAUCGCGCGUAUAAACUCUCAAUGUUGGCGAUGAAGAAUGUGCAUUUGGCAUACAAUCAAGACACUCAUCCGGCCAUCAAUGAUAUUCAUUGGGCGUGCGCUCUGUCUCAUUCGAUGGGCAAAGCUGAAUUGGCGAAUAUGAUACCAUUGGUCAUCAAAAAUGUACAGUGUGCGACGGUACUAUCGGACAUUCUACGCAGAUGCUGUGCACCAUCCAUUGGCCUUUCACAUUACAACACACACCAUCGAGGUAAUAUGCGAACAUGCCAGAAACUGAGCUACGAUCGGGCUCCGUUGCGUCAGCUGCUCGAAGCUGCUGUCACAGCCUAUGUCAAUACCACACAUUCCAGAUUAUCGCACAUUUCGCCACGGCAUUACGGUGAUUUCAUCGACUUUUUGAGUAAGGCGCGUGACACAUUCAUUUUGGCUCGUGAUGGUCCAGCCCAUUUUUCGCGAUUGAUCGAAAAUAUAACGGUUGCAUACAAGGGAAAGAAAAAAUUGGUUCGACAAGUGCGGCAAAGAUUUCAAUUUGUCUAAUUUGAUUUCAAUUUGUCUAAUUGAAAACGAUCGGACCCAACCUAGGGGCAGCGCAUUUUUUGAUCACUUGAACUGGAUUUUGAGAGAAGAUCGGCAAAAGAAACGAAACAAUGAGUUUGCAUUUACAACUAAGAGAUAUUUAAAACAAAUGAACUGUUUUUUUAAGGUUCGUUUGCGCCCAAGAAACAGAAAAAACAAACAAACACAAAAGCAACAAAACAAGACGAAUGAAUACAUUUUGCAAGCAAUGAAUUAUUUAGAUGAAUUACAUUUCGUGUGCGUGUGCAAUUAAAUAAUGAUAAAUUUCUUCGCAACAAAAACGAAACAUUCAUUGCUUCAUUGUUUUUUUUUUCUCGCAAAUUUUGAAUUUCACUCUUGACUAGGGACUUUGAACAUUAUGAGCCAAUGUUGAACACACACAUGUGUGCUUAUUAUUUGUUUUAUUUUUUUUUAUUGCUUUGAUUCGUUUUUGUUUUGUUUCAUUUUGAUUUUUUUUUUUUGAAUGUAUCUAUUCAAAUAGAUCAAAUAAUGACUGACACAGAGAUAAAAAAAAACCAUACUGAUAAUCGAAAUGGAAAUAGAGAGCAGAAAAAAAAUGUAUAACCAAAACUAUAGCCAUAUAAAAUGCCUCAAACAAUUUUUUUUUCUCUCGAUGAUAAGCAGCAAACUCGACACACACAAUUAGGGGUGUGUAUGUGUGCGCUUAGGAUAUUAAUCAAUAAUUUAAUCAUCAACACAAGUAAAUUAAAUGCUGAACAUUCAACAACCAAUAAAGAGAGUUCCUGCAAUUAAACAUGACUAAUUUAGAAAAUGAAUUGCGAUAAAUCGCAUGAGAAGUGGGAGAGAAAGAGAGGAAGAGGGUGUGUAAGAGGAAAGCAAACGAUAGAAUAUAUAUUCAAAUUACUCAAAUAAACACUUGCCUCAUGUAAUUUAGAAAUCGAUUGACAUUUUGUUAUUUAUCAUUUUUCACAAGCACCAGCCAGUGAAUUUGAUUGAAUUCGAUGAAUCUUCUGUUUUUUUUUUUAAUAAUUCUAAACAUUUUUGUUAGUUAACACAAAACAAAUUCAGUUGAAAAUUGUGAGUUAGACUUUAUUUUAUUUAGUAAUUUUUUAUGAUUUAGAAACAAGAAACGAUGGCAACGCAAGAGAUUCAUUAAUGUGCGAAAUUUUAUGUAAUUAUGUAAUGUUUUUUUUAUUUGAAUUUGUUUUCCGAGACGAUGCGCUAAAAAAAAAAAAACAAUGUAAAUAUUAAUAGGAAAAUAUUUUGGUCUUGGAAUUUUCUUGACAAAAAUCAAAAAUACAAUGAAAAAAUGCCGGUGGCAUUUAAAACAAAACGAGAAAAAAAACACAUUUUGUACUUGAAUCGAUAAAAUUUGAAGAAAAGAAAAACAUAUUCGUGAAAUCAUCACACAUACACAAUUUUCUAAGCACAGCAACCCAUUUUACUGGCCGAAGUUGAAUGCUUUUGAGUUCGAUUUUUUUUCUUCAAUUUUUCAAAUUGUUUUUAUUUCAAUGCAAUUGCUUAUUUUUACCCAUCAAUGAUGACUGAUCUCGUUUAAAGAAACAUUUUGCAAUUCUUUGGAUUCAUUUUUUUUUGUUUGUUUCACAUUAGGACGAUUACGUUUAGCGUGAUGACUGCAAGAGAAUAAAUAUGAUGCUGAAUAAAUUGAAUAAAAAGAAAGAAGAAGGAAGAGAAAAAAAAACAAUAAACUACUGCCAAAUAACCAUAAAUGCUUAAAAUACGAGUACUGAAAAACACAUUAUGCUAACGUUAAGAAAUUACAAAAAGUUACUACGACGACAACAACAAAUAAACACAUUUCACGUGAAUGCGGCGAAAAGGGGUGAAUUUUGCUGAACAAAAAAAAACCAAUCAAAAGAACCAUCAAAAAUGCAGCAAAUUAUCUAACCGUCAGUCAGUGCCUGAAAAUUCGCUAUCAAAUAAAUGAAAAAAAAAUUAGACCUUUGGUUUGCUCAUAUCAAACCAACCAUAGGCAUUUAUGCGAUUGAAAUUCACAUUCAACGUGUUCAACGUUGAAAUCAACAAAAAAUAAGUGAGAAAAAAAACCAAUCGAGGUGAAUGAAAAAUUUCAAUCGCAAAUUGGGAUACAUUAUAAUUUUAACUAAAAUUUCAUUUGUUUUCGAUGUGAAUAUUUAUUUUGAGCUUCGGGCACUGCCGUCAGCUUAAACACACCAUAGCCAAAACAAAGAAAAAUUUUUAUGAAAACCAAGCCGAAAGAGAAAUGUUAAAUAUCAGAAUGAUGAUAUGAAUAACAAUACAUUGUGCCAGUAUUUUCUAUAAAUGAUAGAUUUAUUAUACAUUCAAAUGGGCUGGAAGACAUGGUGUUUGAGUAGAGAAAAGCGAUUUUGAAACGAGUGAGAUUCCCGUUGAAUCGGUUACAUUUAGCUUCUUUUUUUCCCUUUGCAUUGGUCAAUUUUCCGAAAUCAUUUCAUAAUAUUGCAUUUGUCGUGGAUUUGGCUGAGAGCGCAGACCUCAAAACAUUUUCUUCAUUUCCAUCAUUAAAUUUCUCUAUAUUCAACAAACAAUUUGUCUGCUUGCAACAUUGAACAUUUCGUUGAAAUGCAAAAUCGCAAGAGAAAAAACUAAUAAAACAAAAACAAUUACAAUGCUUAGACUGCACUAAACUAGGUUUUAAGUGACAAAUUAUUUGCUAAGUUCAUACAAAAAUCAUACAACAACAAGAAGGCUAUGCAAACAUAUGUUCGGUUGACAUUUUUGUAUAAGAAUGAUAUGAUAAAAACCGAAAAAAGUUGCAAAACGAAAGAAGAAAAAAAAAACAAAUUGAAAUGAAGCCAUUGGCACGGCUGUCCGUUGCCGCUAAACUAUGAUUGAUGAUUAUGGAAUCGAUAUGAAUGCGAAUAAAAACGGAAGAAAAAUUGUAUGAUUAAAUUCUUAGAUAACUACGUCAUCUCAGGAUGUAAAUAUACCUAAACGAUAAAGUAUGAAAUGAAGAAUAAGAAACUAAUAACAACAACAGCAAGCGUAAGCAAAAUACAAGCAAAAACAAACAUAACUACUAAUUCUAAUAUGAUAAUGAGACAUUGCUACCGGUAAAUUAUUGAUUAUUGAUUUAAAUUUUAAUGAGUAAUUAAAUUUAUUUAGACAAAAAGCAAAUAAAACAAAAAGAAAAGUGAAUAAUAAAAUGAACACAUCAAAUAUUGCAA